Mangifera indica (mango) is the source of this 2235-nucleotide messenger RNA. Its product is annotated as double-stranded RNA-binding protein 5-like. Lineage: Eukaryota; Viridiplantae; Streptophyta; Magnoliopsida; Sapindales; Anacardiaceae. The transcript has 4 exons. The record is from RefSeq and is a predicted model, not a curated record. Gene Ontology annotation, molecular function: double-stranded RNA binding. The coding region runs from base 307 to 2052 and encodes 581 amino acids.
UUUUCCUAUUCGUUUUCAUAUGGCUUGUAUUUUUAUGUGCAAUUCAAGAAGUACAAGCAACUUCAACUUCAUCAUCAUCAAGUAUCUGAAGCAUAAGUCAGUUCACAAGGUACAUGACAGUAGAAAUAUCAAAAUUUUAAUCAAAAAGCCUCUCAAAAGUUGAGUUUGUAGUUUGGAUUUCCUUGUACUUCAACUCUCUGGCAAUUAUGACUUCCAUUUCCAGUGGUCGACCCUUCACAUGGGUCAAAAAAUUUCAACGCUUGAGACCCUUCUGAGAUUCCCUUGUGGUUGUCUGUAAUCACAGGGAUGUAUAAGAAUCAGUUGCAAGAAUUAGCUCAGAGAAGUUGUUUCAACUUGCCAUCUUAUUCCUGUAUCCGACAAGGACCGGACCAUGCCCCUCGCUUCAAAGCUACAGUUAACUUUAAUGGGGAAAUAUUUGAGAGUCCAACUUUCUGCAGUACUCUCAGACAAGCAGAGCAUGCUGCAGCUGAGGUUGCACUUAGUAUGCUUGCAAAGAAAGGCCCCUCAAAAGCCCUGGCCGCAAGAAUAUUGGAUGAAACUGGAGUUUACAAGAACCUGCUUCAGGAGACAGCACAUAGAGCUGGACUGAAACUACCAGUUUACACUACUGUUCGAUCUGGACCAGGCCAUGUUCCAGUUUUUUUGUGUACAGUGGAACUUGCGGGGAUGAGCUUUACAGGAGAACCUGCUAAAACAAAGAAGCAAGCACAGAAAAAUGCAGCAUUGAUUGCUUGGUCAGCCUUGAAAAAAUUGUCAGGGUCAGCUUCUUCGUCCUCUUCCUUUUCUUCUUCUUCUUUGUCAGAGUCUAGAACAAAUGAUGAACAAGGACAAAUAAUUAUCACUCGUUAUCUUGCUACUCUAAAACAACCAGAAACAAAAAAUUCACAACAGAGAGAAAGAUUUCUUGGAUGGGGUUCAGCUCCCAUUUGGAGGGAUGUAAUCCCAUACGGUGACACUGGAUCAUAUUCUUUGCAGCACCAGAAUUGGCUAUGUCCACAGUUUUCCCCAGAAUUGUCUUUGUACCAAAUUUAUCCCCAAGAAAGAGCUUCCCAACAGCAGGACCACCUGUUGGCAUUUUCAUCUUUACAGAUCUCUCCCCCCAGACCUCAAUUUUUUCCAUUUAUUCGAUCCAUAUUCCAGCCAGACCAUAGACAUUGUUUCCUGGAGCAGGCACAAGAACCAGUUUCCCUUGAUCCCGAAAUUGGUCCAUUUCUCUGCUCCUCUAAUCAUGUGAUGCCUGUACCUGUUAGGAGUGUUUCCCAAGUCACUGUACAAGAGAUCAAGGAAAAUGCGCAGAUAGAGGAGGAGUGGGCUAAGGGCAAUGGAGGUUCUGAUUGUUGGAAAACCAAUUUCCCUUCAAAUGUACCCAGGCUUUUUCAUACAGAAGUUCCAAAUUCUUUGGUUUCCUUCACCAGUCAUUCUGAACAGAAAAAGCAGAUGCUUCAGGUGAGGGAUGAAGAGAAAAGUAGCAGUUCAGCACCCACUGCUAGAGAUUCAAUUCAAUUACAGAGCAACCAAAAGGUACAGUGUAAUAGGUUUUCACCCAGACUCACGGAUGCUAGUUUUAGACCUGGUGCAAUUAUUGCAGAUGGGAGCUCACAAAAACCUGAUGGCAUCGGCUAUCUGCAGUCUAAUGUUGGAGCUCCAAACACCCCCACGAUUAGCUCGCCAGCAUCUAUCAAGAACUUUGUGCCAGCUCCAUUUGCUGCCCCUGUGAUGAUCAGAACUUCUGGUGUGGUAUCCACCAGUAGCCUCAAACCUGAGAGUUCGAAUCCUCUUAUGCGUGGCUCACCACCAGUAAGGAUUGCAGCAUCUGCUUGUUCAUCAAGACCUUGCCCCGAAGGCAUGAAGAACCUGGGAAGAAUGCCUUCAGUUAAUUCUAUGGCACCAGCAGUUCAUAUCCGGUCAAUUGUUCCAGUUUGCUCAGCUCCUCCUAAUAAGAAAGUUCCAGACCCCAGCACAGAGCAAUCCUUUUCAGGAUCCAAGAAGAGAACCAAAGAACCAAGAGGAGACACAUCAGUUGCAACUUGAGACUUUAGCAGGCCUCAAAUUUGAGAAGAAGAUAAUAUGAGUCUUUGUGCAUCCUUCUGAUUGUUGAGGGCAGUUAGUGAGAAAAUUAAGUGUUGUCUGUUCCAUGUAACAUAACUUAUAUAUCAUAUAUAGUGAUUCAAAAUAAAGAAUUAUAUAAAUAAAAAAAAAAAAAACAUUCUUUGA